AUGCAUCAAAAACUUCUUAGCUGCCUGGCUCUGGCUGUGGCCCUCUCUCAACUCCUUAUGCCUGCGACUGGAGAAUCCUAUGAAGUGGACAGACAUAAUGUGAGUGAGCUAGUUGACUCGCACGAACUCGUUCUGCUGCUCUUCUACUCGAAUAGAUGCAAAUACAGCCGGCAACUGAUGCCCAUCUAUGAGUCGGCCGCAAGCCAACUGCACUCUAGACUUGGAGGGACGGGCAAUUUGGCUCUGGGCAAGGUCGAUUGCGACAGGGAUCCUGAAAUGGAGAGUCACUACGAUAUUGGCAAGUAUCCAACCAUAAAGAUCGUGCGGAACAAAUACGUCAACAAAAAAGAGUAUCGAGGACAACGCUCCGUGGAGGCGAUCGUGUCGUUUGCACUGGAGGAGCUGCUGGAUCCUAUACAGGAGUUUGUCUCUCUGAAUGAGCUGUACGAUCUAAAUACCCAAAAGUAUCUGGUGAUUGGACACUACGAAAGGAACUCUCAUGAGGAGUAUAAGGCUUUUCGCAGGGCUGCGAGUAAUAUGAAGGAUCACUGUCAGUUCCAUGUGAAGUUCACUGAGGCUAGUGGUCCGAAUUCGUUGACGUUCCAAGAGCACUUGAAUCACACAGAGUCGCUGAGCCUGUUCACCGGCAACAUGUCCAGCCAGGAAGAGCUGAUGAAGUGGUUUACUACGAAGUGUAUACCCAUUGUGCGUGAGCUGACAUUCAGCAAUGCCGAGGAACUCACGGAAGAGGGCAGACUCUUUGUUAUACUUUUCCAUAACCCUCAAGAUAAAAAAUCUCCAAAGGAUUUCAAGAAAGUAGUGCAUACCGAACUGAUGGAUGAAGUGGAUAAGGUGAUCUUUCUGACUGCCGAUGGAAUAUUAUUUGCGAGUCCUCUCCUCCAUAUGAACAAAACGGAGGCCGACCUACCCUUCAUAGCUAUAGACUCGUUCGCGCAUAUGUAUCCCUUUCCCGAAUUCGAAGAUCUAUACAAGCCGGGAAAAUUGAGAGAGUUCGUAAAACAGCUCCACACGGGUGACUUGCAUUGGAACUAUCAUUUCUCGGAGUUCAUGAACUCUAUUGAUGACAACGAAGAUGAUAUUGCGGUUCCCUCACUGCUGCCGCCGGCUUCUAAGUUCAUUGAGCUGAGACCCUCCAAACAUCGCUAUACAUUCGCCAGGGAUGAGCUCUGA
Molecule: messenger RNA, 1191 nt
Organism: Drosophila mojavensis
Lineage: Eukaryota; Metazoa; Arthropoda; Insecta; Diptera; Drosophilidae
Product: endoplasmic reticulum resident protein 44
Exons: 1
Coding region: 1-1191 (396 amino acids)
Source: RefSeq, a predicted model, not a curated record